Lotus japonicus is the source of this 3090-nucleotide messenger RNA. RefSeq names its product nitrate reductase [NADH]. The coding region runs from base 156 to 2858 and encodes 900 amino acids. Gene Ontology annotation, biological process: nitric oxide biosynthetic process; nitrate assimilation. Lineage: Eukaryota; Viridiplantae; Streptophyta; Magnoliopsida; Fabales; Fabaceae. The record is from RefSeq and is a predicted model, not a curated record. The transcript is spliced from 4 exons. Gene Ontology annotation, molecular function: heme binding; molybdenum ion binding; molybdopterin cofactor binding.
GUUCCCAUUGCCCAAACUGCUUCUCUCAACAAACAGAGAGAGAUAGCAACUCAGAGAAAACGAGAGUUCAAACUCCUCUCCUAUCCAUACAAAAAAAAAUAGGAUAUAUAUAUAAACAGAAACACAAUCCUUUCAUUUUCUUCCUCUUAUUCACAAUGGCAGCAUCAGUGGACAACCGUCAAUACAGCACCCUUAACGGCGUCGUCCGCUCCUUCACCCCGAACAACACCUACCUCCACGACCCAAAACCCAGCUUCCCCGCCGUGAACCUCGACCUCGACGCUUCCUCCAGUGACGACGACGACGAAAAGGACGACGCGUCGAUCCUCAAAGACCUCAUUAGAAAGGGCAACGCAGAAAUCGAAUCGUCCGUUCUCGACCCACGUGACCAGGGAACGGCUGAUAACUGGAUCUCACGAAACUCCUCCAUGGUCCGCCUCACAGGGAAGCACCCUUUCAACUCGGAGCCACCACUCCCACGCCUCAUGCACCACGGGUUCAUAACCCCGGUCCCGCUUCACUAUGUUCGCAACCACGGUCCGGUUCCCAAAGCACGUUGGGAUGACUGGACCGUGGAGGUGACCGGGUUGGUGAAAACACCGACCCGGUUUAGUAUGGAUAGGCUCGUCCGUGAUUUCCCGAGCCGCGAGCUUCCUGUGACGCUCGUGUGCGCGGGAAAUCGCAGGAAGGAGCAGAACAUGGUCCGCCAAAGCAUCGGGUUCAACUGGGGAUCCGCCGGGGUCUCCACGUCCGUGUGGCGCGGCGUGUCAUUGCGCCACAUCCUGCGGAGGUGCAGGAUCCAGACGCGGUCAAGAGGUGCGCUACACGUGUGCUUCGAGGGGGACGAGGAUCUUCCCGGUGGUGGCGGUUCCAAGUACUCGACGAGCAUCAGGAGGGAGGUUGCGAUGGAUCCGUCGCGUGAUGUUAUACUUGCUUACAUGCAGAACGGGGAGGUUCUGGCUCCAGAUCAUGGAUUUCCGGUUCGGGUUAUCAUACCCGGGUUUAUUGGUGGCCGCAUGGUGAAGUGGCUUAAACGUAUUGUGGUGACGGAAGAAGAGUGUGAUGGACAUUACCAUUACAAGGAUAAUAGAGUGCUUCCUUCCCAUGUUGAUGCAGAACUUGCCAAUGAAGAAGGAUGGUGGUACAAGCCGGAGUAUAUUAUCAACGAGUUGAACAUAAAUUCCGUGAUUACGACGCCGUGUCAUGAUGAGAUCUUGCCCAUUAACGCAUGGACUACGCAGAGGCCUUACACGCUGAGAGGGUACUCAUAUUCUGGGGGUGGAAGAAAAGUGACACGUGUGGAAGUGACACUGGACGGUGGAGAAACAUGGUUCGUGUGUGCGUUGGACCAGCAAGAGAAACCAAACAAAUACGGCAAGUAUUGGUGCUGGUGCUUCUGGUCUUUGGAGGUAGAAGUGCUGGACCUUCUUGGGACCAAGGAGAUUGCUGUCCGCGCAUGGGAUGAGGCCCUCAACACCCAACCUGAAAACCUCAUUUGGAAUGUUAUGGGCAUGAUGAACAACUGCUGGUUCAGGGUGAAAACCAAUGUGUGCAAGCCCCACAAGGGUGAGAUUGGAAUAGUGUUCGAACAUCCAACCCAACCAGGAAACCAACCAGGCGGGUGGAUGGCGAAGGAGAAACACCUAGAGAUCUCACAACAAGACUCUCGCCCAAUUCUCAAAAAGAGUGUCUCCUCACCAUUCAUGAACACCUUCACAAAAAUGUACUCCCUCUCGGAAGUAAAGAAACACAACAGCCCCGACUCUGCAUGGAUCAUUGUCCACGGCCAUGUUUACGACUGCACCCGCUUCCUCAAGGACCACCCUGGCGGUGCUGACAGCAUCCUCAUCAACGCCGGCACUGACUGCACCGAGGAGUUUGAGGCCAUCCACUCUGACAAGGCCAAGAAAAUGCUCGAAGACUACCGCGUCGGCGAGCUCAUCACCACCGGCUACACCUCAGACUCUUCUUCCCCCAAUAACUCCCUCCAUGGAAACUCUGAAUUCAAACACUUAGCCCCUAUCAAAGAAAUCACAACAAUGUCACUACCACCACUACCACGCCGCAAGGUGGCUCUAAUACCACGUGAGAAAAUUCCAUGCAAACUCAUCUCCAGAACCUCAAUCUCACACGAUGUUAGAGUGUUCCGUUUCGCUCUACCCUCAGAAGAUCAACAGUUAGGGCUACCCGUAGGGAAGCACAUUUUCUUAUGUGCCACCGUUGACGGGAAGCUAUGCAUGCGAGCCUAUACGCCAACUAGCGGAGUUGAUGAAGUUGGUUAUUUUGAACUCGUGGUUAAAGUUUACUUCAAAGGAGUCCACCCAAAGUUUCCAAAUGGCGGUGCCAUGUCUCAACAUUUGGAUUCUCUUCCAAUUGGGUCUGAUUUGGACGUGAAGGGUCCACUUGGUCACAUAGAGUACACUGGAAGAGGAAACUUUUUGGUUCACGGGAAGCAUAGAUUUGCCAAGAAGCUAGCCAUGUUAGCUGGUGGGACUGGAAUCACACCGAUUUACCAAGUUGCACAAGCGAUUCUGAAGGACCCAGAGGAUCACACUAAGAUGUAUGUGGUCUAUGCAAACAGGACCGAGGAUGAUAUUCUUUUAAGGGAGGAGCUCGACACAUGGGCGAAGAAGUACGAAGACCGGUUCAAGGUGUGGUAUGUGGUGGAAACCGCCAAGGAAGGGUGGGGGUACAGUGUGGGAUUCGUCACGGAGGGUGUUAUGAGGGAGCAUCUUCCGGAGGCUGGGGAUGAUGCAUUGGCAUUGGCUUGUGGGCCACCACCGAUGAUUCAGUUUGCCGUAAAUCCGAAUUUGGAGAAGAUGGGAUAUGAUGUCAAGAAUGAUUUGCUAGUGUUUUGAGAAAUGUGUGUAUAAUGUGUAUUGUUUGUAUAUUAGCUAUUGUUGUUGUUGGAGUAUAUGUCUUCUGUUUCAUAAUUCUUUUUAAGGAAGAAGAAAAAAGAAAGAAAAGUCUUGUCUGGAUUGUGAGGCUUGACUUUUCCUCCUUUUUAGGUUCGAAUGUAGUGUAUGUCAAGAUUUUUUGACUACUUAGUAGUAGUGUAAAUAUAUAAAGUUAUUUUCCACAUUGCAAUAA